AUGUCGUCUCUUCUGAGGGAGGAGAUGCAGAGAGUUUUAUUCCGACCUUCAAAACAGUCACUGGUGGAGUAUAUUGAGAUUGAAGAGCCAACACACGGAAGACAUUUUCUUUGUGUCUCAGUUGCUAAAAAUAAAUUAGUGCAGUUAUGUAUAGUGCGAUGUCAGAUAUCUCAGACGGCCAUGAAAUCUGGAUCCAAAGGGUCCCACACCGAACGCUCCAGCAUACAGGAGUGCUACAGGAAGGCGGAGGUUUGGUCCCUGCAGGACCUGAUUCUUGUUGACGGACGCGAUGCUGAUGUGGAUGACCCCUGUUUCCUGCUGCACUUUGACAAGGUCCGUACAGUGACGGCCGUCAGCUGCUCGGCCAAAUACUCGUUUGUGCGUGCCCUGUUUGCUCUCAGCGAACAGCACUGCCAGAAGCCACUAAACCUGCGGAACUUUGACUGGGCCUACAUCACGCCCACCUCCUUCUACUCUAACAGAGGAGACUGUGUUGUGCUAACACAGAUUUGCUUCUAUGCUGUCAAUUUGGUUUGUCUGUCCAUGUGUCCCGUGCCUCUGGAUGCAUAA
Gymnodraco acuticeps is the source of this 570-nucleotide messenger RNA. RefSeq lists its product as uncharacterized. The coding region runs from base 1 to 570 and encodes 189 amino acids. The record is from RefSeq and is a predicted model, not a curated record. Lineage: Eukaryota; Metazoa; Chordata; Actinopteri; Perciformes; Bathydraconidae. The transcript is spliced from 3 exons.